GCGCGCGAGCGGCAGAGAAUCAGGAAGUCACAGCAGCGAAGCGCACACAGACAUGUUUGAUCGCCGUGACAUGACGCGCGCGAGGGAGGAAGCGGCAGCGGCGGCCGGGGCCGGGCCGCGGACUCUGGCGCCGGCCUAGGGCUCGGGCGGGGAAGACCCGCUCCGGGCUGCCGGCCGCGCUGCCACUGCAGGCUCGGCGAGCCCCGCGCCUCUUUUUGUUCCGUGUCCCCCAGUAUCACUGUACUGACUGGCAGAGUCAGGAGAAGUAGAUGUCCACGCCCACAGACCCUGGUGCGAUGCCCCACCCAGGGCCUUCGCCAGGGCCGGGACCCUCUCCUGGACCAAUUCUUGGGCCCAGUCCAGGACCUGGACCAUCCCCAGGUUCCGUCCACAGUAUGAUGGGGCCAAGUCCUGGGCCUCCAAGUGUCUCACACCCUAUGCCGUCGAUGGGGUCUGCUGACUUCCCGCAGGAAGGCAUGCAUCAAAUGCAUAAGACCAUUGAUGGUAUGCACGACAAGGGGGUUGUGGAAGAUAUCCAUUGUGGAUCCAUGAAGGGCACUGCUAUGCGACCACCUCACCCAGGAAUGGGCCCUCCCCAGAGUCCGAUGGACCAACACAGCCAAGGCUACAUGUCGCCGCACCCGUCUCCGCUGGGAGCCCCCGAGCACGUCUCCAGCCCUAUAUCGGGAAGUGGCCCAACCGCACCGCAGAUGCCACCAAGCCAGCCAGGGACCCUCAUCCCAGGCGACCCGCAGGCGAUGAGCCAGCCCAACAGGGGGCCCUCGCCUUUCAGUCCCGUCCAGCUGCAUCAGCUGCGAGCUCAGAUUUUAGCUUACAAAAUGCUGGCCCGGGGCCAGCCCCUCCCCGAAACGCUGCAGCUCGCGGUCCAGGGGAAAAGGACGUUGCCGGGCAUGCAGCAGCAGCAGGCGGCGCCUCAGCCCCAGCCGCCGCCGCAGCCGCAGCCGCCGCCGCCGCCGCAGCAGCAGGCCCUUGUCAACUACAGCAGGCCAUCUGGCCCGGGGCCGGAGCUGAGCGGCCCGAGCCCCCCGCAGAAGCUGCCGGUGCCUGCGCCCAGCGGCCGGCCCUCGCCCGCGCCGCCUGCAGCAGCGCCGCCGCCCGCGGCCGCCGUGCCCGGGCCCUCGGUGCCGCAGCCGGCCCCGGGGCAGCCCUCGCCCAUCCUGCAGCUGCAGCAGAAGCAGAGCCGGAUCAGCCCCGUCCAGAAACCGCAGGGCCUGGACCCCGUGGAGAUUCUGCAGGAGCGGGAGUACAGACUUCAGGCUCGCAUAGCCCAUAGGAUACAGGAGCUGGAAAAUCUCCCUGGCUCUUUGCCACCAGAUUUACGAACCAAAGCAACUGUGGAACUGAAAGCACUUCGGUUACUGAAUUUCCAGCGUCAGCUGAGACAGGAGGUAGUGGCCUGCAUGCGACGGGACACGACCCUGGAGACGGCCCUCAACUCCAAAGCAUACAAACGGAGCAAGCGCCAGACCCUGAGGGAAGCCCGCAUGACGGAGAAGCUGGAAAAGCAGCAGAAGAUCGAGCAGGAGAGGAAGCGUCGGCAGAAGCACCAGGAAUACCUGAACAGUAUUUUGCAACAUGCAAAAGAUUUUAAGGAGUACCAUCGGUCUGUGGCCGGGAAGAUCCAGAAGCUUUCCAAAGCGGUGGCCACUUGGCACGCCAACACUGAAAGGGAACAGAAGAAGGAGACCGAGCGGAUCGAAAAGGAGAGAAUGCGGAGAUUGAUGGCUGAAGAUGAAGAGGGCUAUAGGAAACUGAUCGAUCAAAAGAAAGAUAGGCGUUUAGCGUACCUUUUGCAGCAGACCGAUGAGUAUGUGGCCAACCUGACUAAUCUGGUUUGGGAACACAAGCAAGCCCAGGCGGCCAAAGAGAAGAAGAAGAGGAGGAGGAAGAGGAAGAAGGCUGAAGAGAAUGCGGAGGGGGAGGAGUCUGCCCUGGGACCAGAUGGAGAGCCCAUAGAUGAGAGCAGCCAGAUGAGUGACCUCCCUGUCAAAGUGACUCACACAGAAACCGGCAAGGUCCUGUUUGGCCCAGAAGCACCCAAAGCAAGUCAGCUGGACGCCUGGUUGGAAAUGAAUCCUGGUUACGAAGUUGCCCCUAGAUCGGACAGUGAAGAGAGUGAUUCUGAUUAUGAGGAGGAGGAUGAAGAGGAAGAGUCCAGUAGGCAGGAAACGGAAGAGAAAAUACUUCUGGAUCCAAACAGUGAAGAGGUUUCCGAGAAGGACGCUAAGCAGAUCAUCGAGACAGCUAAGCAAGACGUGGACGAUGAGUACAGCAUGCAGUACAGUGCCAGGGGCUCCCAGUCCUACUACACGGUGGCCCACGCCAUCUCGGAGAGGGUGGAGAAGCAGUCGGCCCUCCUCAUCAAUGGGACCCUGAAGCAUUAUCAGCUCCAGGGCCUGGAAUGGAUGGUUUCUCUGUAUAAUAACAAUUUGAACGGAAUCUUAGCUGAUGAAAUGGGGCUGGGAAAGACCAUACAGACCAUUGCACUCAUCACUUAUCUGAUGGAGCACAAAAGACUCAAUGGCCCCUAUCUCAUCAUUGUUCCCCUUUCGACUCUAUCUAACUGGACGUAUGAAUUUGACAAAUGGGCUCCUUCCGUGGUGAAAAUUUCUUACAAGGGCACCCCUGCCAUGCGUCGCUCCCUCGUCCCCCAGUUACGGAGUGGCAAAUUCAAUGUCCUCCUGACUACUUAUGAGUACAUUAUAAAAGACAAGCACAUUCUUGCAAAGAUUCGGUGGAAAUAUAUGAUAGUGGACGAAGGCCACCGAAUGAAGAAUCACCACUGCAAGCUGACUCAGGUCCUGAACACUCACUACGUGGCCCCCAGAAGGAUCCUCUUGACCGGGACUCCCCUGCAGAAUAAGCUCCCGGAACUCUGGGCCCUCCUCAACUUCCUCCUUCCCACAAUUUUUAAGAGCUGCAGCACAUUUGAGCAGUGGUUUAAUGCUCCAUUUGCCAUGACUGGAGAAAGGGUGGACUUAAAUGAAGAAGAAACUAUAUUGAUCAUCAGACGUCUGCAUAAGGUGUUGAGACCAUUUUUACUGAGGAGACUGAAGAAAGAAGUUGAAUCCCAGCUUCCAGAAAAAGUUGAAUAUGUGAUCAAGUGUGACAUGUCAGCUCUGCAGAAGAUUCUGUAUCGCCAUAUGCAAGCCAAAGGGAUCCUCCUCACAGACGGUUCGGAGAAAGAUAAGAAGGGGAAAGGAGGCGCUAAGACACUUAUGAACACUAUCAUGCAGUUGAGAAAAAUCUGCAAUCACCCAUAUAUGUUUCAGCACAUUGAGGAAUCCUUUGCUGAACACCUGGGCUAUUCAAAUGGGGUCAUCAAUGGGGCUGAGCUGUAUCGGGCCUCAGGAAAGUUUGAGCUACUUGAUCGUAUUCUGCCAAAAUUGAGAGCGACUAAUCACCGCGUGCUGCUUUUCUGCCAGAUGACGUCUCUCAUGACCAUCAUGGAGGAUUACUUUGCUUUUCGGAACUUCCUUUACCUGCGCCUUGAUGGCACCACCAAGUCUGAAGAUCGUGCUGCUUUGCUGAAGAAAUUCAACGAACCUGGGUCCCAGUAUUUCAUUUUCUUGCUGAGCACAAGAGCUGGAGGCCUGGGCUUAAAUCUCCAGGCAGCUGAUACCGUGGUCAUCUUUGACAGCGACUGGAAUCCCCAUCAGGACCUGCAAGCACAAGACCGCGCUCACCGCAUCGGCCAGCAGAACGAGGUCCGCGUGCUGAGACUCUGCACCGUGAAUAGUGUGGAGGAAAAGAUCCUCGCGGCCGCAAAGUACAAGCUGAAUGUGGAUCAGAAAGUGAUCCAGGCAGGCAUGUUUGAUCAGAAGUCUUCAAGCCACGAGCGGAGGGCAUUCCUGCAAGCCAUACUGGAACACGAAGAGGAAAAUGAGGAAGAAGAUGAAGUACCCGACGAUGAGACUCUGAACCAAAUGAUCGCUCGACGAGAGGAGGAAUUUGAUCUUUUUAUGCGCAUGGACAUGGACCGGCGGAGGGAGGAUGCCCGGAACCCAAAACGCAAGCCCCGCUUGAUGGAGGAAGAUGAGCUGCCCUCCUGGAUUAUUAAAGAUGACGCCGAGGUGGAACGGCUGACGUGUGAAGAGGAGGAGGAGAAGAUCUUCGGGAGGGGGUCUCGCCAGCGCCGGGAUGUGGACUACAGCGACGCCCUCACAGAGAAGCAGUGGCUGAGGGCCAUUGAAGACGGCAAUUUGGAAGAAAUGGAAGAGGAAGUACGGCUUAAGAAGCGAAAAAGACGAAGAAAUGUGGAUAAAGAUCCUGCAAAAGAAGAUGUGGAAAAGGCCAAGAAGAGGAGAGGUCGCCCUCCAGCUGAGAAACUGUCACCAAAUCCCCCUAAACUGACAAAGCAGAUGAACGCUAUCAUUGAUACUGUGAUAAACUACAAAGACAGUUCAGGGCGACAGCUCAGUGAAGUCUUCAUUCAGUUACCUUCAAGAAAAGAAUUACCAGAAUACUAUGAAUUAAUUAGGAAACCGGUGGAUUUCAAAAAAAUAAAGGAAAGAAUUCGUAACCAUAAGUACCGAAGCCUGGGUGACCUGGAGAAAGACGUCAUGCUUCUCUGUCACAAUGCUCAGACGUUCAACUUGGAGGGAUCCCAGAUCUACGAAGACUCCAUCGUCUUACAGUCAGUGUUUAAGAGUGCUCGGCAGAAAAUUGCCAAAGAAGAAGAGAGUGAGGACGAGAGCAACGAAGAGGAGGAGGAGGAAGAGGAAGAUGAGUCAGAGUCAGAGGCAAAAUCUGUUAAGGUGAAAAUCAAGCUCAAUAAAAAAGAUGAGAAAGGCCGGGACAAAGGAAAAGGCAAGAAAAGGCCAAAUCGAGGAAAAGCCAAACCUGUGGUGAGCGAUUUUGACAGUGAUGAAGAGCAGGAUGAAAACGAACAGUCAGAAGCAAGUGGGACUGAUGAUGAGUGAUCAGUAUGGACAUUUUUUUCUUGGUAGAACUGAACUCCUUCUCCCCUCUCUCGUCUCCACUCAGUGAGUUCAUUUGUCAUAUGGGCACUGGGUUGUUUCUAUAUCAUUAUCAUCUAUAAGCUAGCUUUAGGAUAGUGCCAGACAAACAUAUGAUAUCAUGGUGUAAAGAAACACACACUCAUACACAAAUCUUUGUAACAUAUUGUGACCAAAUGGGCCUCAAAGAUUAAAACAAACAAAAAAGCUUUUGAUGGAAAAUAUGUGGGUGGAUAGUAUAUUUCUAUGGGUGGGUCUUGGUAAUGGUUUGAUUGUGCCUGGUUUUAUCACCUGUUCAGAUGAGAAGAUUUUUGUCUUUUUGUAGCACUGAUAACCAGGAGAAGCCAUUAAAAGCCACUGGUUAUUUUAUUUUUCAUCAGGCAAUUUUCAAGGUUUUUAUUUGUUCGGUAUUGUUUUUUUUUACACUGUGGUACAUAUAAGCAACUUUAAUAGGCGAUAAAUGUACAGUAGUUAGACUUCACCUACAUAGACAUUUUUCCAUUUUAUGCUCUAUGAUCUGAAAAAAACGCUUUUUGAAUUGUAUAAGAUUUAUGUCUACUGUAAACAUUGCUUAAUUUUUUGCUCUUGAUUUAAAAGAAAAGUUUUGUUGAAAUCGCUAUUGAAUAUUGCAAUCUAUAUAGUGUAAUGGAUGGCUUCUUUUGUCAACCUGAUCUCCUAUGUUACCAAUGUGUAUUGUCUCCUUCUCCCUAAAGUGUACUUAAUCUUUGCUUUCUUUGCACAAUGUCUUUGGUUGCAAGUCAUAAG
Molecule: messenger RNA, 5744 nt
Organism: Eubalaena glacialis (North Atlantic right whale)
Lineage: Eukaryota; Metazoa; Chordata; Mammalia; Artiodactyla; Balaenidae
Gene: SMARCA2
Product: SWI/SNF related, matrix associated, actin dependent regulator of chromatin, subfamily a, member 2
Exons: 33
Coding region: 270-4943 (1557 amino acids)
Biological process (GO): positive regulation of transcription by RNA polymerase II
Cellular component (GO): nucleus
Molecular function (GO): ATP binding; histone binding; DNA binding
Source: RefSeq, a predicted model, not a curated record